Molecule: messenger RNA, 2934 nt
Organism: Ipomoea triloba (trilobed morning glory)
Lineage: Eukaryota; Viridiplantae; Streptophyta; Magnoliopsida; Solanales; Convolvulaceae
Product: putative late blight resistance protein homolog R1A-10
Exons: 2
Coding region: 1-2934 (977 amino acids)
Biological process (GO): defense response to other organism
Molecular function (GO): ADP binding
Source: RefSeq, a predicted model, not a curated record
AUGGAUUUAGAUGGUGUAACCACUCUAAUCAAAAUAGUAGAGCAAGACCUUAUGGAGCCCAAAAUACUUUCGGAUUUUGAUGCUAAAGGAAUGAAGGUGUGGCUGCUCGAAACCAUCGAGUUGCUGUCUGCCAAGCUCUGCAUUCUGCAAGCAUUUCUUGAGGAGGGGUGUAAGAUGGAAGCGGGGGAUAGCUGGAUUGAAGAGAUAGUUUCUGAAAUGAUAUGGUGUCCCAGUAGUUGGGCUCUUCGUAGGAUCUUGGAAAUAAUGGUAAGAAAAAUUGAGGAAGAUGAAGAAUGGAUGCUGAUGGUAAAAAAAGGAACUGCUUAUGAGGGAAAGAACAUCAAGAUUUGGGAUACCUACCGAAGUGCUUUAGACCCUGAGGAUGAAUUAAUUGUAGGAAUCCACAGUGAUAUAGAGACGAUAGUUAACCGCCUCUGUUAUUCACACUUUAUGAGAUCAGUUUUCACCAUUUUGAGGAAUAGUAACAUUCACAAGUUCCGGAAAUAUGUUGAAAAGCCUGUCCUGAAACUACAAGUUAUUCCACUCCUUGGGGAAGGAGGCAUAGGAAAAACUACAUUAGCCAAAAGAGUCUAUGGACAUCCAAUUACUAUUGCUAGCUUUGACAUUCGAGCGUGGAUAGUUUUGUCUCAGGUUCCUAACCUUAAAGAGAUUCUCAUUGGUUUAUUACGUUGUAUUUCACCAAUAACAAGUGAAAUCUACACCCUAGACAAUGCUCAAAUAGCUGAGCAAUUACGUACACGUUUGAUGGGCAAGAAGUAUUUAAUUUUCUUGGAUGAUAUAUGGGCCACUGCUGCAUGGGAUGCCAUCCAAGGAUAUUUUCCAGAGAAUUUUAAUGGAAGCCGAAUCUUAGUAACUACUCGGUUCACAAAGGUGGCUGAAUACGUAAGUGCAGAUCCCUACCGUGUGAAAUAUCAAACUUUUUCGGAUUGUUGGGAAUUAUUUUCAAGGAAAGUGUUUGGGCAAAGCCAACGUGCUCCGCAUGAAUUUGUGUCAAUUGGGAAACACAUUGUUUUUUGUUGUGGUAGAUUACCCCUAGCAGUUAUUUUAGUUUCCGGACUUUUGGCGACAGCAAAAUGGUCUCUAGAAAUAUGGAGAGAUGUUGCCCGAAGUUUGGAUGGAGUUGGUAGAUAUGGUGAUAAUAACAAAAGAAUUUCAGAAAUAGUUUCAUUAAGCUACAAGUAUUUACCUAGUCAUUUGAAGGCUUGCUUUCAUUAUUUUGGUGUGUUUCCAGAAGAUUGUGAUAUUCUUGUUAAGAAAUUAAUCAACUUAUGGGUUGCAGAGGGAUUUAUAAAGCCACAUAACAAUAUGAGUUUGGAAGAAGUGGGAGAGAGUUACUUGGAUGAUCUCAUUAAUACAAGUCUAGUUCAAAUUAAAGAGCUAAGUAUUGAUGGCAAAGCUAACUCAUGUAACAUUCAUGAUCGAGUACACGAGGUUUGUGUGAGGGAAGCGAUUGAUGGGAAUUUAUUGUGCAUUAUCAAUGACAACCAUGCUCCAAAGGCUAGUCAUACGAUAAGCUGUCAAACAAGUCAUUGGCCAAUCACUCGAGCGAGUUAUGGGAAUUGCAAUCCUGAUGAAAUCUAUUCUGUUCUCUGGUUUGGUAAAGAUGUAUACCAUUCAAAAUGCAGGUUGGUAUACCCAUGUUUUAAAUUGCUAAAAGUGUUGGAUUUAUCAUUAGUUAAAUGGUCACGAGGCAUGCCUCGUGAAAUAACAGACUUGGUUCAUUUGAGAUACUUGGCUUUAAAUACCAUUGGUACUCUUUACGAGUUUCAAUUUUUCAAGCUUAAGAAUUUGCUAACUCUCACAGUUACUUCAUGGAUGGAAAAAUGUCCUUUGCAACUGCCAUGUGAUAUUUUGGAUUUGCCACAAUUGAGGUAUUUUCAUGUUGACAAGAAAUGUUCACAGUAUCUCCCUUGCUUAGUAAAAAAAGAUCUACAAACUCUUUAUUGGUUGAAAGUUGCUAGCUCCGACCAAAAACCAAACUUCGGAAUGGUUCCAAACCUAAAGGAACUUGGGAUUUUCAUUGAAGGCCAGCUGGAGCCUAGCUAUCUAGGGGGCCUUGUGUAUUUACAUCUACUUGAGAAGUUGAAGUUUGAAGUAGGAAGAGUUGAGCGCUUUUAUCUACCAACAGGUUUUCCACCAAACCUUAAGAAGUUGACACUUCGGUAUACUUAUCUUCCAUGGAAGGAAAUGGACACAAUUGGUGAGUUGCCGCACCUUGAGGUGCUUAAACUAAAAGAUUUCGCCUUCUGUGGUUCAGAGUGGAAAUCAUCAACGUUGUGCUUUUGGAAAUUAAAGGCACUACUCAUUUCACGUUCAAAUCUCAAAUAUUGGAAUGCAAAUUCUAAUCAUUUCCCAGUUUUGGAGCGGCUAGUCUUGAGAUAUUGUUGGGAAUUGGAACAAGUUCCAAUUAAUUUUGCAAAUAUUGGAACGUUGAAGUUGAUUGUGUUAGAAUGUUGUUAUUCUUCUCUUGUGACUUCUGCAAUGCAGAUUUCCUCUGCAAAGGAGUUAUUGUCUAGGGGAGCGACAGAUUGUCAACUUCUUCAUGUUCGUGAAGUUAGAUCUAAGGUUGAAUUGCCAAAUAAUGAAAGCUCUGAAGAAGAAAUUGUAGAAAACUCUAAAGUAGAAAGUGUGGAUAGAUCUGAAGAAGAAAGUGUGAAAAGCUCUAAAGAAAGUGUGGAAAGCUCUGAAGAAGAAAGAGUGGAAAGAUCUGAAAAAGAAAGUGUAGAAAGCUUUGACGAAGAAAGUGUGGGAAGCUCUAAAGAAUUAAGUUUUGGAAGCUCUAAAGAAUUAAGUGUUGGAAGCUCUGAUCAAGUAAGGUUGAAAGCUCGGAAGAGUGUGAGGAAAUAUCUGAAGAAGAAGAAGGUGGCGAAAUCUCUGAAUGCAUUCAAAGAAUUGAAUAGGAAAGUGUUGUAA